Messenger RNA from Astyanax mexicanus (Mexican tetra), 2615 nucleotides. RefSeq names its product interferon-induced protein with tetratricopeptide repeats 1B-like. The transcript is spliced from 2 exons. Bases 276 to 1721 code for a protein of 481 amino acids. Gene Ontology annotation, biological process: defense response to virus. Lineage: Eukaryota; Metazoa; Chordata; Actinopteri; Characiformes; Acestrorhamphidae. Gene Ontology annotation, cellular component: cytosol. The record is from RefSeq and is a predicted model, not a curated record. Gene Ontology annotation, molecular function: protein binding.
GCCCUUUAGAGCCUCCACCGAAAGGGGCGGAGCAACGAAAACGGGCGGAGAGGGAAAACAGGCGGAAAACAAAAUUCACGCCGAGCGUGAGUGAGAGAAAGGGGGAGAAUUGUAAAGGAGACUCGCCGUGGAAGCUACGGCUACCUCUUAUAAAACGAGGUGAAGGAGUAACUGAACAAAAGGGGCUUCCAAAGAAAACAAAACUGAACUGAGGUGUUUGUGGAUUUAAACGCUGCUCUACCAGAGAGGGGAGGAACAGCGCGGGAGAGAGAAGCAUGACUCAGGCCACUCUCCUAGAAGCUGAACUGCAGCAGCUAGAGUGUCACUUCACUUGGGAGCUGAAAAAUGAAGACCUAAAUAUCACGGAUGUUCUAAGCAGGCUGGAACAGCAUGAAGAAUUACAUCUUGGAGGAAAAGCAGGACUUGCACAGACAUACAACUGUAUAGCAUUUGUGAAGUACCUUCUAGGGUCUUCUACUGAAGCGCUCACCUACUUGCACAAAUCCAUGGAGCUCACCAGAGAGUUUCACAAGGAUAAUUGUGACAAGUGGCUCAUAGUCACUUAUGGCAAUCUGGCUUGGCUACAUCACCACAUGAAAGAUUACAGUGAAUGUGAAAACUACCUACAGAAGCUCAGAGAGAUUGCAGAGAAAUUUCCACCUGAUUCUUCAUCUACUCUUCAUCAUGAAGUACUCGGGGAAAAGGCCUGGGCUUUAUUUAAGUUCUCCCGCGAUUUCUAUGAAAGAGCUAAAGAUUGUUUCAAGAAGGCCUUGGAGUUGGAGCCCACAAAUCCACAAUGGAAUGCUGGUUAUGCCUUUGUGCUUCAUCGAACAGAGAAAUAUGGGACCUUCUCCAGUGCAGAUGAGUCCCCAAGUGUUAAACAACUGCGUCAGGCCAUAGACACAGAUCCAGAGAAUGAUGAACUGAAAGCUCUCUUGGCACUGAGGCUGGGCACAUUUAAACAGUUUGAUGAAGCUGAGAGUUUGGUGGAGAAAGCUCUGGAAGGUUCUCCCAAUGCUCCUAAUGUCAUUCGUUAUGUAGGUAAAUUCAUGAGGACUUACGGAUGUGUAGACAGAUCCAUCGGCCUACUGAAGAGAGUAUUGGAGAGAUCACCCACCUCAGGCUUCUUACACCAUCAGCUAGCACUCUGCUACAAGAAGAAAAUCUCUUUGCAAAAAGCAGUAGGUCGAGAUUCAUCUAGUGUUGCCAGUGAGAUUCAGAGGCUUCGUCGUCAGUGCAUCUGUCAUUUGGAGGAGGCCACUACACUGAAGGGCUGCUUCAUCAAUGCUAUGAUGGAGCUAGCGAUACAGUAUGGGGAGGACGGCAUGCUGGAUCGUGCAGAAAAGCUGUUUGAGGAAACUCUGCAGAUGGCCAUAGAGAAAAAUGAGUUCCUACAGCAAGUGUACUUAUACUAUGGGGAGUUCCUGCAGUACAGAAAGAGGUGCCUUCCCCUGGCCAUCAACUGCUAUAAAGAAUGUCUGAAGAUGAAUCAUAAGAAAAUAGAUGGGAAGAGAAGCGCUAAAAAUCUGAACAAGAUAGCUGAUAGAUAUUUAUCGAAAAACCCCAAUGAUUCCAGGGCUUGGGGGAUACUGGGAUUCAUCCAUAAAGUAAAAGGAGAGAACAGCGAGGCCAUAAAGUGCUAUGAGAAAGCUCUGCAAUACAAAGACAAUGACGAGUACCUCAGUGCUCUGUGUGAACUGCAGUUAAACUUGAAAAAGUAACGCAAUGAGCAUUAAUUUCCGUAAUGGUCGAGUGGUUCAGCAGACUAAAGAUGCUGAAAAUCUGGCCUGAAGUUUGAGUCUGAAAGAGCUAAAUUGGCCAUGCUCUUCUUAGGUGGGUAGGUUCUCUCGUCCCUUAUCAUUCUCAUUAAGGCAUUUGUUGGCUGAUUUAUCAGAGCUGGGGACCUGGUGCUUUCCUUUAAGCGCAUUAAGAGACUUGCGAUGCUGAGUUGGCGAUCCGUUCUAAAAGAGGUGUGUAUCGGAUGAGGCAUUGGAGGAUUGUUGGCGUUUAUCCUCCUGAUAGAGGAGACUAAGGGAGGUUGAGAGGGUUACGAGGCUAGAUUAAAUUAGGGGUCUAAAAUUAGAGAAGAAAAAAAGGGUAAAUAAUUUUUUGCAUAUUUGGCCAAUCAGUAGCAUUUAGGAUAAAAGGAGCAUUGCUUAUAUUUUAAUUUCAGGUGAAAGUAGGGCUUCUGCAACCAUCCCCUAUACAUAAGUCUUGCUGUUGGAUGGUAGCUGUCACGUCCUUGUCCUGUCCCUUGUCAGCCUCCAUGUUUUUCCCCUCCUUUGUUUGUUGUCCUAGACAUGUCCUCAUAGCACAUGGCUCUCCGUGUCUCUCCUGGUCUCCGCCCAUGUCUUCAGUGCUCCCACCUGUGUUCAUUUGUAGUUCCACCCCUUCAUCAACAACCACAGGUGUUUCCUGUUUGUGGUUCCUGUCUUUUCAGUGUUAGGUGGUCUGAUCUUGUGCUUUUUCUACAUCAGUCAUGUUGCUGUUUCUUUGUUUUCUGCCUGUAUUUUAUUUCUUGUUUAUUCCAAUAGUCUUGUAUGUUCAUGUAUCUUGUUUUGAGUUUAGUGUUGAUGUAUUGUUUGUUUCCUUGUAAAUAAAUUACCUGCGUUUAA